Molecule: messenger RNA, 1221 nt
Organism: Scaptodrosophila lebanonensis
Lineage: Eukaryota; Metazoa; Arthropoda; Insecta; Diptera; Drosophilidae
Exons: 7
Coding region: 1-1221 (406 amino acids)
Molecular function (GO): zinc ion binding
Source: RefSeq, a predicted model, not a curated record
AUGGCUGACGAAAAACAUCGCAUGCUCUUUCAGGGCCAAGAUCCUUUGGGCCAAGACCCAGAGCUCAGUGUGCGCAGUGCCAUAUUGGGGCCGACCUCCACAGACGAUGUUCAACAGCUGGCCGCUCUGCCGCCCACCUACGACGAUGCCAUGGCCAGUGCGCCCCACUACGCCACCUUCAAUUUCGCCCACGCCGAUCGACGACGCACCUUCUUUGCCGAGCCGCAGCAUUUUCGCUCUGGACUACCCUACGUGCUCGGCGCCGAGCAGCCCUCGAUGACGUUAAACAAUGAAAACACUGUGCGAUUGCAGCCGCUGCCGCUGAUGGCACAGGAUGUCCACGAUGUCCACGAUGUGCAGGAUGCGCCGUCGCAGCACAUGUUCGGGCGUGUACCAAUGCCCCAGGUGCGCACAUUUUUUUCAUUGGCCCCACAACCCAAGCUGGGCAUACAUCCCAGCACCAUUGUCUGUCCCGCCUGUGGCCAGCAAGGACUCACCCGACUGCAGCGCUCGCCCAACUCACGCACCCAUUCUUGGGCGCUGUGGCUCUGUUCCCUUGGUUGGUGCUGCUGUGCCUGCAUCUGUCCCUAUCUCAUCGAUAGCUGUCGGACAACAAGCCACUACUGUGCCACCUGCCAGACUUUUCUGGGUGCCCACUAUCCCAAAAGCUCAACAACAACAACAGCAACGGAGGCUCAACAUGGUCGUUGUUUUUGUAACCAUUACUGUGCGAUUGUGCGUGUGAAUGCUGGUGGUGAUGGUGGUGGUGUUGGCGGUGGUGCUGGUGGUGGUUCUAACGCCCAUGUUGAUGCCAGCAGCGGAAAUGACGCUAUUUCCGUUGCAACGCAGGACGCACGCACGCUGAUGAAACGCGAUGUGUCAGCGACCGACAACAACAACAACAAUAGCAACAGCAAAAAGCGCGAUCAGGAAGAUGUGAACGGGGACGAGCACGAGAACGCGGAUGAUGACGAUGACGAUGAUGAUGAUGAUGAAGCUGUUGUUGGGGAGGAAGCGAAUCCGCAGUCACAUCAGCGACAGCUCAAGCAUUUCAAAGAUUUUGAUUUUACCGCCUAUGACAAUGAUUUCAAUUUACAAGAAGAGGCCUCCAUACCCGAGGACAUAUUUGACCAACGACACAUACCAAAUGGCAAUGACGACCACUCUGGUAGCAACAACAACAACAACAACCACCACAACAACAAAAACAUGGGCGAAUAG